Emericellopsis atlantica is the source of this 2115-nucleotide messenger RNA. RefSeq lists its product as uncharacterized. Gene Ontology annotation, cellular component: replication fork; site of double-strand break; nucleus. The transcript has 2 exons. Gene Ontology annotation, molecular function: damaged DNA binding; DNA-directed DNA polymerase activity. Lineage: Eukaryota; Fungi; Ascomycota; Sordariomycetes; Hypocreales; Bionectriaceae. Gene Ontology annotation, biological process: response to radiation; error-prone translesion synthesis. Bases 157 to 2115 code for a protein of 652 amino acids. The record is from RefSeq and is a predicted model, not a curated record.
CGCGUCAACGAUGACGGGGUCCAAGUGCUCUUGGUGGGGCAGCGUCGCGCUUCAACCACAAUGCCAACAUCUAAGCGCGUCUGGCCAUCGCAGUCCAUGAGGUAGGAGAUCUGUCCACCCACCGACCAUGUGGCCUGAGUGACCUUGAAGCCGAAAAUGCCAUCGUCUUCAUUACAUGGUGGUUCUUCACCAUUGCGCGGCACAUCGCUGCGACGCUCCAGGUUCACAUAUCGACAGCUUGUCCAGUUGGCAUCAUAUCAGACCUCGAACCCGCUCCGUGUCAUUGCGCACAUUGAUCUCGAUGCCUUCUAUGCGCAAUGUGAGAUGGUGAGGCUUGGCAUACCUGAAGAUAAGCCCUUGGCAGUCCAGCAAUGGUAUGGCCUCAUCGCAAUCAACUAUGCCGCCCGUGCCGCAGGUAUUGGCCGGCAUUGCAACGUCGAAGAGGCCAGAAAACUCUGCCCCAACUUGAUUGCUCAGCAUGUUGCGACAUGGCGAGAGGGCGACGACAAGUGGGCUUAUCGUGAUGAUUCUGCGGCCAACAUUGUGACCGACAAGGUGUCCUUGGAUCCUUACAGGCUACAGUCGCGCAGAAUCCUCGCCACCAUCAAAAACGCCCUGCCCCAGGACCUGCAGAAAGUGGAAAAGGCGAGCAUCGAUGAAGUCUUUCUUGAUCUGUCCGCGCAAAUUCACGCCAUCCUUCUGGAGCGAUUCCCUGAGCUCAACAACCCGCCGCCAUACGAUGACCCUACCGAGAAUCUGCCCCUCCCAUCGAUAUCCGCCCUCGAUUGGGAAGCGGACGCUUUGGUUGAUCUUGAUGAGGAAGAAGAGUCCGCUGACCCGGACUGGGAUGAUGUAGCCAUUCUCAUUGGAUCUCAAAUCGUGCGAGAUGUACGUGCCCGCAUACGGCAGGAAUUGGGCUACACAUGCUCCGCGGGAGUAGCGAGCAACAAACUCAUCAGCAAGUUGGGCUCUGCCUUCAAGAAGCCCAAUCGCCAGACCGUUGUACGUAAUCGAGCUGUGGCCCUGUUCCUGCGCGACUUCAAGAUUACGAAGAUGCGCAACCUCGGCGGGAAGUUGGGUGAGCAGGUAGUGUCCACCUUCGGCACUGAUCAGGUCAAGGAGCUACUUGACGUACCCUUGGAACAGAUGAAGAACAAGUUGGGCGCGGAGACAGGACUGUGGGUGUAUAACACCACCAGGGGCAUUGACACGACCGAGGUCAACUCUCGGACGCAAAUUAAGUCGAUGCUGUCUGCCAAAUCAUUCCGUCCCACUAUCAGCACCAUGGAGCAAGCCGAGAAGUGGCUCCGCAUCUUUUCGGCAGACAUCUUCUCGCGUCUGGUGGAAGAGGGUGUGCUCGAAAACAAAAGACGUCCUCGUACCAUCAACUUGCAUCAUCGCGUCGGUGGACAGAUGCACUCGAGACAGGGGCCUAUUCCGCAGGGAAAGACUCUGGACGAGAACUCGCUAUUCGAGCUGUCAAGGGAUCUUCUGCGUCAAAUCAUCGCUGCUGGCAACGUCUGGCCGUGUGCCAAUCUUAGCCUGAGCGUGGGAGGCUUCGAAGAUGGCGUAAAAGGGAAUAUGGGCAUCAACGCUUUUCUGGUAAAGGGGGAAGAGGCAGAGUCACUUCGAUCAGCCACUCCCGAAACACGGCCCAACUCAGCAGGCCCUGACAGAAACACCAAGAGACGGCGCGUUGGUGACGGUAGCAUCCAGCGCUUCUUCGGCAGACAAACUUCAACGGCAGGUGCUACCACUGGCGAAACCUCGCCGGACACUCCUAGCAUGUAUCGCGAUGAGUCUGGAGACCAGGCGGUCGACGCGCCUCGACAUGUUUGCGCCAUGCAGCAUGCUGAGGCACGCAGAUGCAGCUCGCCCGACAUGCUGCACUGCUUGAGCUGUAAAGAGGACUUUGCAAGUGCAGAGGAGCUACAGAGUCAUCAGGACUGGCAUAUGGCAAGAAGCUUACAGGACCAAGAGGAACGUGUCGGCUCCGUAUUCGCCAAUCGUCCUGCUGCUGCGCGCAGCUCGGCACCAAAGGUCACCGGGUCGGCUUCGAAGCGGACUCGCGGCGGCAAGUUGGAGCAAGGCCAGAGCAGGCUCAACUUUGGGUGA